This is a messenger RNA of Penicillium vulpinum, 1317 nucleotides long. It is a transcript of the gene csn12, whose product is annotated as protein csn12. Bases 1 to 1317 code for a protein of 438 amino acids. NCBI's taxonomy places the organism in Eukaryota, Fungi, Ascomycota, Eurotiomycetes, Eurotiales, Aspergillaceae. The transcript is spliced from 6 exons. The record is from RefSeq and is a predicted model, not a curated record. Gene Ontology annotation, biological process: transcription elongation by RNA polymerase II; post-transcriptional tethering of RNA polymerase II gene DNA at nuclear periphery; poly(A)+ mRNA export from nucleus. Gene Ontology annotation, molecular function: RNA binding; double-stranded DNA binding. Gene Ontology annotation, cellular component: transcription export complex 2.
AUGGGUUCUCUCGCGACCGCGUUCAAGAACGCAUACCUCAACGGGUCCGGCCCGGAAUUAGCUGCAGUGUUCACACCGAUCGCGCCGUCGGACGAUCGCAAUCGGCUGCGCUCCUUCUACCAGUUUUCCAACGCCGAAUAUAUAUCCAAGGACCUCAGCUACGCUCUCUUUCACGGGAAAAGUCUGAAAUUACCAAAGGCUGAACAGACUGCCUGGGUUGACAUCUUUGUUGUUUACUGGGAAGCUAUAGGCGAAAUACUUCAGUGUGAAGAUCGCCUUCCGGGUGGUAGCGUCGUUACGGUCUUCAAUGCCUGGAAAAAGGUCUCCAAUGCCCUCAUCCGGGGAUACUCGGGCUCUGCCGGCAUCCCGGCUUGGACAUUGCCAUGCUUGUACACAGUCGGGAAAUACUUGCGUGCUUUUGCGAUUAAUGCCGAUCUCGAAGCAGCUUCCCAAGGCUCUGCCGAGUUUGGGUUCCAGGAUGACAUCGCAGCUGAUUUUGAGAAGAACGCAAAUUUGGAGGAGGCUGCUCGGGUAAUCAACCGGAUGUUCACUUUGUGCCUGAGUGAUAGAGCACCCCUUGAAGAGUCUCGCAAGUGGGGUAUCUAUAACAUGACCAAUCUCCUAUUCAAGACAUAUUUCAAGCCUCAUCGGCCGAUCUCCCCCCCUCCCGAAGCUUUCCCCAAAUCUCACAUAGUCACGUUCGAAUACUACGUCGGAGUCAUCCACUUCUUGGAUGAGAAUUACACUGAGGCCGAAGAACACCUGACAUGGGCCUGGAAGAUGUGCCAUCGAGAUGCAAUCAAGAAUCGAGAAUUGAUUCUCACUUACCUUAUUCCCUGUCACCUCGUUACCACACACACGCUCCCCACCAAGGAGCUUCUCGCGCCAUUCCCGCGGCUUGAGAGCCUGUUCCGGCCGCUGUCGAACUGCAUCCGAAAGGGUGACUUGGUUGGAUUCGACCAGGCUAUGUCUGCCGGCGAGGAAGAGUUUGUAAAGAGACGUAUCUACCUGCCGUUGGAACGUGGACGUGACAUUGCCUUACGCAAUCUAUUCCGAAAGGUUUUCCUCGCUGGUGGUUUCGACGAACCCAAGGAAGGUCAAAAUGCAGUUCGGCGUACCCGUGUCCAUGUGAAUGAAUUCGCGGCAGCUCUCCGUGUGGGUACUCCCACAAGUGGUCGAUCGCGCAUCGACAUCGAUGAGGUGGAGUGUUUACUCUCCAACCUCAUCUAUAAGGGACUCAUGAAAGGAUACAUUGCACGGGAUCGGGGCAUCGUCGUCCUGAGCAAGGGAGGCGCUUUCCCGGGCACAGGUGUCUAA